AUGCAGAGAGAGGAAUACGUCAAGCAAGAGAGCAUGUCCAGCUCUAGCAAUGCAUCUGCCAAGGAAGCCGAAAGAAAAAAUCAGAAACAGGGAUACGAUACCGUUGAUGAAGAGCUGCAAGUUCAAGCUAAUGUUGUCUCUCUCGAUUAUCUUUAUCUAGAGAUGGUCUCUCCACCAUUUCAAGAUUGUCAAGAAACUAUGAAAAUACUUUCUGAGAUCAAACCUCAAGAUUCACAACCUACACUUCCAUCUGCAUCCUUGGAGGUUCCGAGGUGCUGCAGAAGGAGCGUUGGCGUCGAAAAUAAGACACGGAGACAGCCUCAAUCUUCGUCUCAAUUGUCAGCUAGUUACAUAAUUGAGUUGGCUGCAGCGACCUUCGUCCAUUCCAAUAUUAGCCAUACAUUUGUGAGCGCCCUCUCCGGCCUCUCUGCAGACGACGCUAGAGAUGUUCAGCUCGUGCUGAGUUUGCUGAAGUGUGCGGAGAAAGUCUGCAGUGAGCAGUAUGAUUGUACAGGCAAGCUUCUUGAAGUUUGCAGCGAGCUGAGGUUAAACCAAAUGAAUGUUAUACAAAGAUUGGUGUACUAUUUUAACCAAGCUCUUUGUGAAAGGAUUGAGCGCAAAACCGGGAGAUUCAAACACGUGUUGCAUAUCUCGCCACACAACUAG
This is a messenger RNA of Salvia splendens (bonfire salvia), 666 nucleotides long. RefSeq lists its product as uncharacterized. The record is from RefSeq and is a predicted model, not a curated record. The transcript has 2 exons. Lineage: Eukaryota; Viridiplantae; Streptophyta; Magnoliopsida; Lamiales; Lamiaceae. Bases 1 to 666 code for a protein of 221 amino acids.